This is a messenger RNA of Glarea lozoyensis ATCC 20868, 801 nucleotides long. Its product is annotated as HAD-like protein. The record is from RefSeq and is a predicted model, not a curated record. The transcript has 3 exons. The coding region runs from base 1 to 801 and encodes 266 amino acids. Gene Ontology annotation, molecular function: phosphatase activity. Lineage: Eukaryota; Fungi; Ascomycota; Leotiomycetes; Helotiales; Helotiaceae.
AUGACUACCUCUACUCUUCCCGCAAUGAGAACGAACCCAAAAUUCAUCUUCUUCUCCGACUUCGACGGCACCAUCACCCUCCGUGAUUCAAAUGAUUUCCUUACCGACAACCUUGGCUACGGUCAAACUCUUCGAAAGAAGGGCAACGCCGAUGUUCUUUACAAUCGAAUGUCUUUCAGAGAUUCCUUCCAGGAAAUGAUGGACAGUGUUAAAACUCCUUACGAUCAGUGUAUCAAGACGUUACUGGAGAACAUUCAGCUUGAUCCCGCUUUCAAGGAGUUUUAUACGUGGUGUAGGGCGAACAAUGUCCCAGUAGUCGUUCUCAGUAGUGGAAUGGUGCCAAUUAUUCGUGCUUUACUGCUGAAACUCGUUGGCCCGGAAGCAGAGGAUAUUCAGAUUGUUAGUAAUAAUGUUGCUUCACGGGACGGAAAGAACAUCAACGAGGAGGGCGGAUGGCAAAUAGUGUUCCACGAUGAUAGUCACUUCGGACACGACAAGUCCCUCGAAAUCAGACCUUAUAAAGAGCUGCCAGAAGGCGAGAAACCAGUGAUGUUCUAUGCUGGAGACGGAGUGUCAGAUCUCUCUGCAGCAAAGGAAACAGACCUGUUAUUUGCAAAGAAGAAUAUGGAUCUCGUUACAUACUGCGUAAAAGGAAACGUCCCUUUCACUGAGUUCUCAGACUUCUCCACAAUUCUACAGACUGUCAAAGCAAUCCAUGAUGGCAAGACAGAUGUAAAGACCGUCGCUGCCGAAGGACACGCGGAUUUCAAGAAAAGAAACCCGGUCAUGGAGAUGGCAUAG